GAAGCAAUAAUAUGCCGAGUGCAUCAUUUGAUAUAGCGUUGAUUGUAAGCCUCCGGACUGACACCCUGAUUUGUCAGAGGUUUGGCCAAGUCUUUGGACUUAGGCCUGUGCAAUUCCUCUUCCUUCUUUGAAGAUUCAGUGGACCAGGCAGAUUGUUCGAAUUUGUGAUAAAACUGAUAGUUAGUGAGUAACCUAAAACUGAUGUAGUGUGCUCAUGAAAAAAUGGAAAGCAAAGUGCCAGAGACCAGUAUACCCCUAUCAUCACUAGGUAGAUUUUAUAUUUACGCCAUCCAUGGCUAUGCAAUAGAGGUCAUGUUCACAGCAGUGUGGGAGUUUGUUGUCAACUUUAACUGGAAGUUUCCGGGCAACACCAGUGUCUGGUCCUUUCCUAUCUACGGCUUGUCUACGAUGAUGAUAGAGUAUCUGUAUCUUCGCUUAAAGGACAGAGUACCCCUGGUUGGGAGAGCACUCAUUUAUACAGUAUGGACGUACAUUUGGGAGUUCAGCACUGGAUAUAUACUGAAAAAGUUUGAUGCCUGCCCUUGGGAUUACACACCGUUUGAAGGAGAUUUUAUGGGACUGAUUACACUGGAAUAUGCCCCCUUGUGGUUCAUAGGGUGCAUGAUCUCGGAGCAGUUCGUCAUCAAAUAUACACGGCAGAUACACUGGGGGCCUCGCUUCCCCAGUAACUCCAAACCCACUUCAUCCAAUGGAGAUGUCAAGAAAUCAGACUGAGGACUGCUUAGUUCACACAAGCUAUUACCAUGAUUAUGAUUCAUAAAAAAAUAUUUUUGUAAUAAUAAUCAUAUGUCUCCCUUUAGUUCUGAUAAUAUGUAGAAAGUUGAGGUGGACAGAAAAUAGUCAUCUAUUCAGCUAAUUCAGCUUGAAUGGAUCUAGUAAAAUUGAAUAGAAUAUGUAUAAUAAGAUGUCCAUCGGACAAGGAUAGCUUUCUUGCAUCUUAUCAGCAUUUCCAUAUACUGGGUAGAAAUACUUUCUAAAUUAGUUCAGUGUGUACAGAGUGUGACAGCAAUGCUUAGUGUCCCCUGCUGUGAUAUGGCUGGAGGGUUUCUGAAGGCACAAAGGCGUUUUAUAAAAAACAAAUUAGCAGCUACAAGCUAUUAACACAGACUUUUCUAGAACACUAUGACACUGAUAAUGACCAUAUAUCUUCUAGCUCCUAACUUUAGUGUCACAACCCCCUGUGUCCAAAGGGGGGAAUAACCAUGACAACCAUCAUAAACGCCAUACUCAUAUUCCAAAUAUAUCUCUAUCCAAGGAUGAGUCUUAUGUGAUACGCUAACAGCAGGAAUCUGGGUUAUUCCAAAUGUAAUUCUAUCCCAGAAUGUCCUAUGUGAUAUGCUGGCAGCAGGAAUUUGGGUUAUUCCACCGGUGUCACUAUCUGUAAUAGACCAUGAUAGAUGCUGAUGAUGCAUAUUAUGACAUAAUAACCUCCAUCGUUACCUGAGUAUUAAACAUCAACAGGUAGAUCAACGCUUCUACAUCUGUGGGAUGGUAUUUAGUCCAAGCACUGGAAAUGGAUGGAUAAUUGGCGGUUAAUUUGUUUUGUUUGGGUAAAUUGAAUUAUGCACUUCACAGUCUAUUUUAUGUAUUUCCUGCGUGUAUUUUUAAAAUUAUUAAGACUUAAACACUAAUUCAUUUAGUCAUGUUUAUUUUUGUGGAAUGGAAGAUGCAUGUUCUUUUGUUUUUGUUUAUCACAAAUGACAUGAUUUUAAUGAAUGUACUGAUGCAUUAGCUUCCCUGACAGCUGAUUCCACUAUUAGAUUAUUGUUUACUUUGUUGUAUGGCUGAAAAAGAUGUGUUUUUGGUAACCAUGGCAACAGGCCCAUGACAAAGGUAACCUUUCAAUUUCAGGGAACAGCAUGUACUGAUUGGGUUCAAAAUAUAUUCUAAAUUGAUAGCUUUAUCAAAUUGCUGACAAUACUACAUGUUUCUUUGCCUUGUACAAACUGUUAAUUUGUAUGUGACAUAUCGCACAAACUCUUUGUUGACUACACUUUGUAAUGUGUAAUACUCACAAACCAGUUUUAGAAAAUCUGCACCUUAUGCUACUGUGAUAGGAAGAAACUAACCAAACUGAUAAAAUGAUGUGUUGAAGUGACCGGAUUCAGCUUCUACAUGUAAUAGUGCUGAUUGGCUCCGGGUUUAGGCUGUGACUCUAGUUUCACUGAUCUUGUGUGCCCCUUUGAUCCUGAGGGUUAGUUGUGCUCAGGUAGGUUUACCCCUGUCUCUAUCCUCAGCCCUUGGAUGCCCAUUAUGAUUAAGAAACCCUUUACGAUCAUAAGGGUUAGAUAGAUACCCCUUUCCGAACAAACACCCCUUUACAAUCCUUAAGUUUGAGCACCCCUUUCCAAUAAAACACCCUUUACAAUCCUUAUGGUUAGGAACCCCUUGACAACCCAUAGGGAGGGGGCACAGGUGGCCCAGUCGUCUAAGGCGCCGCGAUUCGCUGUGCAGAGUUGCGUCCCUUGAACACGCCAGAAACCUAUGAUUGUGGGUUCGAAUCCCGGUUCGCCCUGAUUAUGUUUCUAGGUUUGUCAGCACCAUACUCGUGCUCGUGGGUUUCACCGAAGUGGUAAACGUCUGAGACCUGCAUCACUUCGGGCUUUCCUUCCACAUUAAGCUGACACGCCGUGAUAUAACUGGAAUACAGUUAAAAGCGGAAUAAAACCCAACACACUCACUCACUCAUUCAACCCAUAGGGUUAGGAACCCCUUUACAAUCCUUAUGGUUAGGGGACCUCUUUACAAUCCUUGGGGUUAGGAACCUCUUUCUGCUCAAGGUUAAACCUGUCUCACUCACUCAAACACUCUGGAUUUGUGCACUCUUAGUAGGACACCAUGACAUUGAAAUCUCAUUAUGAUCAAAUGUGAGUUCUCGCUACCGCUUAACAAAGAUCUGAGGACAUCCCAUAAAGGGUCACGUCAGGACAAACUGUAACCGAGCAAUGAAAUAACUAACAGCCUCACAACCUCACACCCGACUAAACAGAGCAUGGCUUUGUUCGACAGAUUCUGUAAAAAUCUCUAGUUUCAAUGGGAUAAAUGAAACGGAAGAGACUUUCCAUAGGCCGUGGGAAGUACUGCCAUACAAUCUUGGCUACUUAAUGUACAGUCCAGAAUAUUCCUUUGUUCAGUUUUUAUAUUUUUAGUGUAGUCUCGCAUUGAGCAACCAGUUUGAAACUUGUGCCGUGAAGCUUGGGAAAGCUGCUUACUGAUUGGUCAUUGACGACUUCUUGUAAGUCGUUUCAAUGGUUGGUAAAAGUUCACGAAAGGUUGCUCUGACGUGACCCGUAAUGGGAUGUCCUCAGAUCUUUGUUUAGCGGUAGCGAGAACUAAGAUCUGAGUUUAAUGAUUUUGCAUGACAUUGUCGAUGUUAUGUUCAAACCCCACUCACUCACUUAUAACUGUCCGACACAGUCACCAUGACACUUCUUCCCCCAAACACCCCCACCCAUGUUUUAUCAUAGCUGACUCAAAUGGGACAUAUUGUACAAGGGCAGGAUUGACUAGGACUGGUUUUCAGCAUACUUCUAAUACAGGCAGUUAGUUCUGUAUAUCAGCUCAAUUUUCAGCAUUUUCAUACAGAAAUAAUUCCUCUUAUUUUCUCUUUUUAUAUUGGGACUUUUUUGGGGGGGUAUUUUAUGUACUAGGAACCAAGUGUGUUGUUUAUUUAUCAUGUUAAAAGUUUUACCUUUAUGAGUGUAUUUGUGUACAUUUGUGUUUCACACUGGUAUGUGGUUUUGCACUGUAUAUUUAUAAAGGUGUGUUAUCUGCAAUGUGUGUUCAUAAAAGUCUUGAAACAAGGGUGUAUAUGUUCUCUAAUGGUGUCAAGUGUGGUUUACUGGCACAGGUAGGGUUGGCUUUUGUGCAUAAUGGUACCAGGUGUGUGGUUUACCUGCACAGGUAGGGUUGGCUGAUGUGCAUAAAGGUACCAGGUGUGUGGUUUACCUGAACAGGUGAGGUUAGCUUUUGUGCAUAAUGGUACCAGGUGUGUGGUUUACCUGCACAGGUGAGGUUGGCUUUUGUGCAUAAAGGUACUAGGUGUGUGGUUUACCUGCACAGGUAGGGUUGACUGCACAGGUAGGGUUGGCUUUUGUGCAUAAUGGUACCAGGUGUGUGGUUUUCCUGCACAGGUAGGGUUGGCUUUUGUGCAUAAUGGUACCAGGUGUGUGGCUUACCUGCACAGGUAGGGUAGGCUUUUGUGCAUAAUGGUACCAGGUGUGUGGUUUUCCUGCACAGGUAGGGUUGACUGAUGUGCAUAAUGGUACCAGGUGUGUGGUUUACCUGCACAGGUAGGGUUGACUGAUGUGCAUAAAGGUACCAGGUGUGUGGUUUACCUGCACAGGUAGGGUUGGCUUUUGUGCAUAAAGGUACCAGGUGUGUGGUUUACCUGCACAGGUAGGGUUGACUGAUGUGCAUAAAGGUACCAGGUGUGUGGUUUACCUGCACAGGUAGGGUUGGCUUUUGUGCAUAAAGGUACCAGGUGUGUGGUGUACCUUCACAGGUAGGGUUGGUUGAUGUGCAUAAAGGUUCCAGGUGUGUGUUUUACCUGCACAGGUAGGGUUGGCUGAUGUGCAUAAUGGUACCAGGUGUGUGGUUUACCUGCACAGGUAGUGUUGGCUGAUGUGCAUAAAGGUACCAGGUGUGUGGUUUACCUGCACAGGUAGUGUUGGCUGAUGUGCAUAAAGGUACCAGGUGUGUGGUUUACCUGCACAGGUAGGGUUGGCUGAUGUGCAUAAUGGUACCAGGUGUGUGGUUUACCUGCAGCAUUAAACAACAAACAACAAUACAACAAAUUAGGAGUAAUAAUUAUCUGUCUGGUUCCGAACAGGUCUCAAGUAUCUCAAUCUUGUCGUAGGAGAUAAGAUAAGGUGGUCAGGCUGUGUGACGUGGCUGUUUGUGAGUCAGCACACCGAUAAGAUUGUACAUUGAUCAUACUCUCAGCCAGUCUGGCCUAGACUUGAUUAUUUACUUGUCAUUGGGAUAUUGCUGGAAUAUUGCCGACUCACUGCUGUGUAAAACAUCAAACAAACAAAUAUUAAUUAAUUAAAUACUAAUUAAGUCAUAGUGUCUCUGGCAAAUGCAAACAUCUGAUGAAGAGAAGAAACUAAACACUGCAAAAAUUUAAACAUUACUGUAGAGAUCAAUAUCAGAAAACAUUAAUCAGAUGAAGACAGAUUGUCAUAUAUUCUUUCAAUGUGAUGUUUUAGUACAGGGGUGAGUACUCUAUCAGGCAAAUCAUACUUUAUUUUCACUUAAAUGUAACGAUUUAAUUUAUCAACAUUUCAACCAUACACUGCCAAUCUGUCAGUAUAUAAAAAAGCAAAGAAAUGUGUCCUAAAUGUGUCGUCAUUCAACAUUUUUUCAUUUCUUAUUUACACAAUUCCCUGCAUUACUGACUUUUUUCCUUUUUAUAAAAGCUACAACCCUACCUGUUACAGGGGUAAACAAUACCCUGCCACACCGCUAGAAACAAGAAUAGUGGGACCCAUGGCUUUGUCAUCCACCAACAUUUGAAACUGCUGGAUUUUGUAAUAUCUUAAAGAAGUAUUCUAGAAUCUUUGAAGAGAGAUUAACUUGUGGAUUUCAACUUCUUCCAGUGGAACAUUUGGUUCAGGUGCUAGUACCUUUAAUGGCUGCUUGAUAACAGGUACUGGAACCUGUAUCGAAACGUCACAGUGAAAGAAUAAAGAUGUUGAAAUUCAA
Haliotis rufescens (red abalone) is the source of this 5727-nucleotide messenger RNA. Its product is annotated as transmembrane protein 229B-like. Lineage: Eukaryota; Metazoa; Mollusca; Gastropoda; Lepetellida; Haliotidae. The transcript has 3 exons. Bases 223 to 735 code for a protein of 170 amino acids. The record is from RefSeq and is a predicted model, not a curated record.